Drosophila biarmipes is the source of this 1376-nucleotide messenger RNA. RefSeq lists its product as uncharacterized. The coding region runs from base 19 to 1260 and encodes 413 amino acids. The transcript has 2 exons. The record is from RefSeq and is a predicted model, not a curated record. NCBI's taxonomy places the organism in Eukaryota, Metazoa, Arthropoda, Insecta, Diptera, Drosophilidae.
UACGUUACGGAUCACAUCAUGUCGCAUUCGGCACCUGCUUGGUUGACUUGGGAUUACGUGGAGGAGAAGCUGCGUUCCCACUUCAGGAACGACUCCCUUAGACUGGAGCAUCUGGCUAUCAGGCCAGCUCUUGGCAACGGGGAGAACUACGCCAGCGUGAUGACGCGAAUCAAUGUGGAAUACACAAUGGGCAAGUCGCAGGAAAAGAAAUCCACAAGAUUCCUGGUAAAGACCACGUUCUCCGACCGAGAUCCGGCGGCGGAGGUGCUUAUGAGCUAUGGCGUCUACACCCGGGAAAUGGACAUGUAUGAGCGGAUCCUACCCAGGCUGGCAGAGCUAGUGCAGAAUGAGCUGGGAGACUCUCGGAAACUGUUUGCGGGCACUGUGAAUGUGGAUCGCCAACGGGACUCUAUAAUCUUUGAGGAUCUGUCCCUGGAGGAGUAUAGAGUCGCCGACCGCCUCAAGAAGUUGGAUCUGGAGCACACACAUCUGGUGCUCGAGAAAUUGGCCAAUUUCCAUGCAGCUGGUGCCGCCUUAGCCGAAAGACAGCCGGGUAUCUUUUCGAAGAAUUUCGAUCGCGGAUUCUUUAACCAGCACACCCGGGGCUACGAGUCCAUAAUGAGGAAUCUUCUGCAGGCCCUAUCCCGUUCCUUAGAGCUGGAGCCAGAGCUGCGUCGCCGUUACCAGGCGAAAAUCGAUCGGCUGGUCGACCAUGUAAUGGACUACGGCGAGCGGUCGACUUCCAUUUGUCCCGGGGACUUUGUGACCUUGGCUCAUGGAGAUCUUUGGACCACAAAUAUUAUGUUCCAGUACGAUGGCGAAGGUCAUCCCACCAAUGCUAUCUUCAUAGACUUCCAGUUCAGCGUUUGGAACUCGCCGGCCAUCGACCUGCACUAUUUCUUUUCGACUGCUUUGCAGGCUAACAUCCGCCUGAAGAACCAGCCAGAGUUGGUCCAGUUCUACUACUAUAAGUUAAAGGAGGCUUUAGGAGCAGUGAAGUAUUCGGGACACGUUCCCAGUUUGUUCGCCUUCCAUCAGCAGUUCCGAAACAGAGCUUUCUAUGCUGCCUUUGCAUCCCUGAUUUUCGAGCCUUCGAUGGCGUACAAUGGCAAGGAAGAGGCUUCAAUGGAGCAGAUCAUGUCGUCUUCGGAGAAGGGAAUGCGGUUCAAGGAUGACCUAUAUCAGUCGGAGGAAAUCAGAAAAAAGAUGCACCACACUCUGCCGUUCCUUGACCACUUGGGGUUAUUAGACGUUAUGUAAAACAAAAACAACAAUUUUUUGUAUUCUAAUUGGUUGGUUUUAAGCUUUACAAAAAAUUAACCCAACUACUUUAUCUAUUUAUAUAACCUACUUUAAUAAAUAGUAUACUAAAAACA